Messenger RNA from Thyridium curvatum, 762 nucleotides. RefSeq lists its product as uncharacterized. The record is from RefSeq and is a predicted model, not a curated record. Lineage: Eukaryota; Fungi; Ascomycota; Sordariomycetes; Thyridiales; Thyridiaceae. Bases 1 to 762 code for a protein of 253 amino acids. The transcript is spliced from 5 exons.
AUGCGGAACUCAUACCACGAACUCCAGGAGCGAGUCCAGCAUACAAAACAGGCUCGGUUCAUUGAGAUGCAGAACCGCCUCUCACCGAUAUUACGGGGAGUGGACGAGGACGAGGAGGAGAAUGCGGACGAAGGUCCCACUGGCAACGAGGAUGAUGCUGCCGGCGAUGGUUCCGACGCCGGCCUUGGAGGUGAAUCGGCUGAGCAGCAGGAGCCCCCCCCCCCCCAGGAAGAAGCGGAAGACCAACAACGAAUGCUAAGUAUUUGUCUAGGUCAUGCCGCGGGCGGACACGAGGAGCCCCCCGAGGACCCUCCGAGCGACUGGAUUCCCGAGGCUGGGCCACCACCGAAGAAGCCGAAGAAGCCAAAGAAGUCCAAGGCCAAGGCCAAGGCCAAGGAGCCAGAGUGUGCCUCUCCCAAUUCUGACUACCUUGGGCUGUACAGCAUUCUGGAAGUGUCAUCCACCGACGAGAUCAGGAAGGCAUACAAGAAGCGUUUUUUAGUCCUCCAUCCAGACAAGCCCACCGGAUCCAAUGAAGCGUUUCCGGAAGUUUUACCAGGCCCAGAGCAUCCUCACGGAUAUAUGCCUGCACACAAUGGCAACGAGCGGGACGCGGAGGAAGACCAUGGUGAGGACGAGCAGUCUCAGCAGCGACAGUCGCAAGGACCUCGCGGUAGAGGCCGCGCCAGAGGUCGUGCCGGCGCUCGUGCUGGUGCCCGUGGAGCUCGUGGCAGAGGUGGCCGUGCUGGUCGUGGUUCCUAA